Messenger RNA from Nipponia nippon (crested ibis), 1188 nucleotides. Lineage: Eukaryota; Metazoa; Chordata; Aves; Pelecaniformes; Threskiornithidae. The record is from RefSeq and is a predicted model, not a curated record.
CUCCCAGCUCCCGGCUCUUGGCCCUCGAAGAAUGACAUUUUAAACGGUAGAAGAGGAAGGGGAAAAGAUGGGCCAUUGGGAGCGUCUCCCUGAAAAGAGUAAACCCAGCCCAGCCCUGCUUCUUUGCUACUUAGGGAGGAAUUCUGCCACGGAAGGGUUCUGGCAUCGGUGAUGAGCAAUGGGGUAUGAUGUAGCACGUUUUCAGGGGGAUGUUGAUGAAGACCUUAUAUGCCCCAUCUGCAGCGGGGUCCUGGAGGAGCCGGUUCAGGCUCCUCACUGCGAGCACGCCUUCUGCAAUGCCUGCAUCACCCAGUGGUUCUCCCAGCAGCAGACGUGCCCCGUGGACCGCAGCGUCGUGACGGUUGCCCACCUCCGCCCCGUCCCGCGGAUCAUGCGUAAUAUGCUCUCGAAGCUGCAGAUCACUUGCGACAACGCUGUUUUCGGCUGUACGGCAGUUGUGCGACUUGACAACCUGAUGUCUCACCUCAAUGACUGCGAGCACAAUCCAAAGCGCCCGGUGACUUGCGAGCAGGGAUGUGGCUUGGAAAUGCCCAAAGAUGAGCUGCCAAACCACAACUGCAUCAAGCAUUUGAGAUCCGUGGUGCAGCAGCAGCAGACGAGAAUCGCUGAGCUGGAGAAGACCUCAGCAGAGCACAAGCAUCAGCUGGCCGAGCAGAAACGGGACAUUCAGUUGCUGAAGGCCUACAUGCGCGCCAUCCGCAGCGUCAACCCCAACCUGCAGAACCUGGAGGAGACCAUCGAGUACAAUGAAAUCCUGGAGUGGGUGAACUCCCUGCAGCCGGCCCGGGUGACGCGGUGGGGCGGAAUGAUCUCCACGCCGGACGCGGUGCUGCAGGCCGUCAUCAAGCGCUCGCUGGUGGAGAGCGGCUGCCCCACGUCCAUCAUCAACGAGCUGAUCGAGAACGCCCACGAGCGGAACUGGCCGCAGGGCCUGGCCACGCUGGAGACCCGCCAGAUGAACCGGCGGUACUACGAGAACUAUGUGGCCAAGCGCAUCCCCGGCAAGCAGGCCGUGGUGGUGAUGGCCUGCGAAAACCAGCACAUGGGCGAGGACAUGGUGCUAGAGCCGGGACUGGUGAUGAUAUUUGCACACGGAGUGGAGGAAAUCUAAGGACUUCCAAAGAGAAACGCUUCGUGCUGACGAGGGAGAGGAGGGGGAAGGUGCAG